AUGUGGAGUAGUCUUCCAAAUUGGACGAAAGAUGAUUUUGCCAAGAUUUCUUCAGACUUGCCUGUAUGGGUAGUAGUUGGUGAUCACGAAGAAGCUGUCAAUAGAGAUCAACCAGAUACAAUAACUAGUUGGAUUCCACAAGCAGGUGAAUUGAUUCUACCAAGAACGAGUCAUUUUGCGUUUAUACAGGAUCCCGAAAUGUUUACUAUGACUUUAGCAAAGUUCUUGCGUGAGGUGGAUAACCCAACACAUGGCUUGAGUGAUGGUUUAGCACGUGUCAGCAGCUGUUUUCGGCCCUAA
Messenger RNA from Rotaria sp. Silwood1, 300 nucleotides. The record is from the annotation of a GenBank genome assembly. Lineage: Eukaryota; Metazoa; Rotifera; Eurotatoria; Philodinida; Philodinidae.